Molecule: messenger RNA, 372 nt
Organism: Scedosporium apiospermum
Lineage: Eukaryota; Fungi; Ascomycota; Sordariomycetes; Microascales; Microascaceae
Exons: 2
Coding region: 1-372 (123 amino acids)
Source: RefSeq, a predicted model, not a curated record
AUGCGGUUUUACAUCCCUCUCAGCUCCCUCGCCGUUCUUGCCUUGCGCGCAAGUGCCACUCCCGUGGAUCCCCCGAGUGGAUACUCUGCAUCCUACAGCACCUUCAAUAACCUCAACUGCGACACUCAAAGCUGGAGCAUGCAGCUUAUCCCCAAGGACGUAGUUGGGCUUUGUGAAGAUCUCAGCCACCCGGCCAUAUCUGUGGAUCUCAAUAAUCUAGCCGAGGGCUGCUCCGUGGUCUUCUACCCUGACUUCGACUGCAAGGGCCGACCCGAGUCCGUUAGCGAGAUUGGGUGCUAUAAAAGUGAUGUCAUUAUUCAGUCCACCUCGGUAACUUGCGAGACUGUUGACGAUGGAGAGGAUGACAACUAG